Molecule: messenger RNA, 4479 nt
Organism: Cynoglossus semilaevis (tongue sole)
Lineage: Eukaryota; Metazoa; Chordata; Actinopteri; Pleuronectiformes; Cynoglossidae
Gene: ret
Product: ret proto-oncogene receptor tyrosine kinase
Exons: 20
Coding region: 323-3658 (1111 amino acids)
Biological process (GO): homophilic cell-cell adhesion; positive regulation of kinase activity; multicellular organism development
Cellular component (GO): plasma membrane; signaling receptor complex
Molecular function (GO): ATP binding; calcium ion binding; transmembrane receptor protein tyrosine kinase activity
Source: RefSeq, a predicted model, not a curated record
UCUGACCCUCAGGCUCAGUCCAGCAGCAGGAGCAGGAGCCAGUGGAGCCUGACACAGCCUCCUGUCUGUCUGUCUGCCUGCCUGCCUGUCUGUCUGUCUGUCUCUGUCUGUCUGCCCAUCUGUCUGUCUGUCUCUCAGUGGGACACUAAGGAGCGGGACUUGAUCCGUCCGCACAUCCGCGCACACGGGGACGCACGCUGGUUUAUACUGUGCUCUUCUUUGUUGCUGUGGUUUGAUUGGUGUAUUUUCCUUCGACUGGACUUUUAUUUUUUCUUUUAAAAUCCUCUUUCCAUUCAGAAACUUUCACCUAUGGUUCGCGAAAAUGGGGCGAAGUUGUGGUUUCUCUCGUGGAAACGUCGCCGUGCUGCUGCUGCUGUUCCUUGAAGGAGUGACAGGGUUGUACUUCCCACAGAAUGAGUACAUCGAGACAGUAUACGUUGGCCAAACUGCCGGAACACCCAUCCUCCAGGUCCACGCCAUGAUGGACCAUGACUACGAGAGGCCGCAUUUCUACCUGUGCUACCUGAGCUCUAUCCGACGUCCGCCCUACUACAGCUCCUGGUUCCACCUGGACAUCAACACUGGAGUACUGUACUUGAACAAAACCCUGGAGGAGAGCGACUUCACUUCCCUGAAUCAGCGAUUACGGUCUGUGAAGAAGUUGGUCCUUCAUGCCAUGGUUUUACCAAAUGUCCCCAAGAAGCUCAACUGUGUCAGCAAGAACUCCCCACGGAUCACCCUGGACUUUGUCAAUGCCACACUGCCACAGUGUGCUCAGACAGAUAUGAAAGAACUCUGUUUUCCACACAGAGACACUGCCAACCCUCAUAUCAUGGAGAACAGGUUCCCCGGAGCCAUCAGGCAACUCCGACGUCUCACCAGGCUCAACGUGUGUCCCAACUACACCAUCUCUUACAAUGUGGAAUCAGACAGUCCAGCCCCAUUUGCUGUAAAUGAGAACUCCACAGAGCUGGUGGUCACCGCUCCACUGGACCGCGAGGAGAGCGAGUGCUACAGACUUCUGCUGGUCUGUACGGUCCGAACGGAAAUGGUCAUCACCAAGGUGGAGACUUCGCUGGACGUGUUUGUCAUGGAUGAGGAUGAUAAUGCACCCUAUGUUAAUGGAACAGACAUAACAGAUGUUGUCAUCAGCUUCAAUCGGACAAAGGGAGGCUCGUAUGGCACCUUGUUUGUCUUUGACAGAGAUUUAACCCCCAUUUAUCCCAUUGACAAAAGUCACAGUAAGUACGUGGGGACCUUGCUCAAUGGCGACUCGUGGAUAAAUAAAACAUUUGAAAUAAAAGGCACCUUCAGUGAAAAGAAAUCUGCCCAGGGAGGGAUUCGAGAGACUGUCCAUGACUACCAGCUGGUCCUGAAGAGGAACCUGUAUGUAAAUGAGAACCGCUCAGUUCAGCUGGAUUACCUGGUCAACGACACCACAUACCCCGGCCUGGAGGGAACAGUGUUACUGCACUUCAACAUCACCGUCUUACCGGUCCACAUCCGCUUUGCUAAUGUGACACACACCUACACACUGACGCGAAGAGCUUCUGUUUAUGCUCAGGUUGGCAAAGUGUGUGUGGAAAACUGCCAGCAGUUUGAUGGCUUCAGUGUCACGUACCGCCUUGAGGUGCCAGAGAGGAACAUUUCUGCUGACUUGCAGUCCUGCUACGAUGCCAUAAGUAUCACUCAGGGUCCUGGCGAGAUGUGGGGACUACUUUAUGUGAAUGAUUCGGAGACUUUGCGCAGGCCUGAGUGCCAGGACCUGCAGUACAUGGUCGUAGCUCAGGAAGAGCACACAGAACAGGAGGCCAGUACGCAGAUCCACAUAAUACUGGAUGGUGAAGCACGUAAGGGCAGCAGGGAGAGCCCGCAGCUUUUGUCCUGUGCUGAGAACAGAAGGCGGGGAGACUGUGAGUCUCGCAGAGGCAUUGGAGCAACAACAGGGCGGUGUCAGUGGAGGCAGGGCACCGAAAAAGGAAUAUCUGAACAUUACUCAACCUGCUCUCCUGACCUGAGAACCUGCCCAGAUGGAUACUGUGAUGCUGUGGAAAGCAAAGACUCAUCAAUAUGCCCCCAAGACUGCACAAAGGAAACUGUCAUUGGAGGCCAUGAAAGAGGUGUGGGCAACGGAAUCAAGGCUGGACAUGGAACCUGCUACUGCUACUCUGAAAGAUGCUUCUGUGAGAAGGAAGAUAUUGAGGAGGCGCUCUGUGACGACAUGUGUAAGACCAUUAUUGCCACAUCUCUGCUGCUCUCCUUUGUCGUCUCUGUCUUGCUGUCGUCAUACUUCAUUCACCGCUACCAUAAAAACUCGCCCAAGCCUCCAAUCGCCUCAGCGGAGAUGACCUUCCGUCGACCCGCUCAGGCUUAUCCAAUCAGCUUCCCUGCUAACAAUGUACGCCGGGGCUCGCAGGAAUCCAUCGAGACUGACACCUUUAAAAUACCCGAGGAUCCAAAGUGGGAAUUUCCUCGUAAAAACCUUGUACUUGGGAAGACUUUAGGAGAAGGAGAAUUUGGCAAAGUUGUCAAGGCGACAGCUUUCAGGCUAAAAGGAAAAGCAGGUUACACCACUGUUGCUGUGAAAAUGCUUAAAGAAAACGCCUCUCACAGCGAGCUGAGGGACCUGCUGUCAGAAUUCACUUUACUGAAGCAAGUCAACCAUCCACACGUCAUAAAGAUGUACGGAGCCUGCAGCCAGGAAGGUCCAUUGUAUCUGAUCGUGGAAUAUGCCAAGUACGGCUCUUUGCGCAACUUUUUACGUGAGAGCCGGAAAGUUGGCCCAAGCUACAUGGGCAGGGAUGCCAACAGAAACUCCAGUUACCUGGAGAACCCAGAUGACAGAGCGCUCACCAUGGGAGACCUGAUCUCCUUUGCUUGGCAGAUCUCCAGAGGCAUGCAGUACCUGGCUGAGAUGAAGCUUGUGCACAGGGAUCUUGCUGCACGGAAUGUUCUGGUAGCUGAGGGGAGGAAGAUGAAGAUCUCUGACUUUGGCCUUUCCAGAGACGUGUAUGAAGAGGACUCAUAUGUGAAGAGGAGCAAGGGCCGUAUUCCUGUUAAGUGGAUGGCAAUAGAGUCUUUGUUUGAUCACAUUUAUACAACCCAGAGUGAUGUCUGGUCCUUCGGUGUGCUUUUGUGGGAGAUAGUGACGCUGGGAGGAAAUCCAUAUCCAGGCAUUGCCCCUGAACGCCUCUUUAACCUCCUCAAGACCGGUUACAGAAUGGAGAGACCAGAGAACUGCUCAGAGGAAAUGUACAACCUCAUGCUUCGAUGCUGGAAACAGGAGGCAGACAAGAGGCCCACAUUCUCAGACAUCAGCAAAGAGCUAGAAAAGAUGAUGGUGAAAAGUCGGGAUUACCUGGACCUCGCAGCAUCCACGCCGGCCGACGCCCUGCUGUACGACGACGCCCUCUCUGAAGAGGACACCCCACUAGUGGACUGUAAUAACGCCCCUCUCCCUCGAACCCUUCCCUCCACAUGGAUUGAAAACAAGCUCUAUGGCAUGUCAUACCCGAACUGGCCCGAGAAGAGCCCGGUACCGCUCAACAGACAUGAUGCCACUAAUCCAGUCUUUACAAGAUAUGCCAAUGAUAGUGUUUAUGCAAACUGGAUGGCUUUGCCUUCACCCGCAAAAGCUGUGGACAAGCUUGAUAGCUAAAGACAAAGCGACACUGUAGAAAAGAUGACUAAUUGGUAGAUGUAUAUAUUUCUAUAAGACUGUAUAUAUAUAUAUAUAUAUAUAUACACCAUCUGAUGCUAAAGUGGGUUCCCUUUUAUUUCUGUUGCAUGGGUUGCAUUCAAGGUUUAAAGUUGCUGCAAAACUGGCUGGAUCAACAUAGAUCAUGCUUCAUUCUGCUCUUCACUGUGUUAAUUAUUACCUCCCGGGGUCAUGUUGGCCAAGUUGUAUCACUGCAUGACUAGUGUACCAGAUUGUACUUCAGUGUCCACGUCUCUUAAGUGCCUGUGCCGCUUCUACAAUAGCCUCCACUUGUUGAUGUGCAACUGUGAAGAUUUCAUUCCAGCCCAGGAAUUAAAGGGGACGUCUUUACCAUCGCUGUUGUAGACAGCUGGGAGCUAGCAGACCCACGGGCGAAGAGUUGAACUCGUACUGGAAAAAUGUAAAGUUUCUACUGUCAGAAAACCCUCUUGUUGAAAAUGUCAAAGACCCAAUGUGUGUUUCAAAGCUGUGGCUGCCAAAGAAAAGUAACACAGACGUGUCAGUGAAGGAGUUUCUCGCUUUUUAUUAAUCUUUUUUUUACAUGGAAAAAUAUCAAAUAGUGAGUGUUGACGCGACGUAAGGACAUGAGACUGUAAAUUGUAUCCGUUUCCCAUGUCAGACCACAGUGUCACUUUUUGACUCAUUGUAGUGAAGUCUUUGUGGGAAAAGUAUGAUCAUGUAAACUACAGAGUGUUACCAUUCUUAUGUUGUUAUUAUUUGAUUAUGUUAUAAUUAAUAAUAAACACUUAAAAUGUGUUGUA